CCUCUGUGUGCUGAGCCAUAACCUGGAUUUCUCUCAGAACCUUGCCAAAAAUGGCUGAAGUGACCUAUGCAGAUCUGAAGUUCAUGACACGGGAGCAGCCCAGAAACCAAGAGCCCCAUGAAGCCAAAGCGAAAGACUCUCCCACUCCAUCUCCUUAUUGGCGACCUGCAGCAGUGAUUCUUGGGAUCUUCUGCUUCGGUUUGCUGGUAACAGCUGGGGUCCUGAGUGUGAAGUUCACUCAGGUUUCCCAUCUAGUGAGUGAAUGGCAUGAAAACCUUACCCAGAAAAGGGAAAUUCUGGGAAACCUCACCCAGCAGUUGGAGUUUCUCCAAGCGCAGAACCUAAACCUUUUGGAGACUGUGCAGCAACUGGCAAGCUACAGAGGACAUAGAUGCAGCCCUUGCCCUGACAACUGGCUACAGCAUGGAGAGAACUGUUACUUCCUUUCUACCAAAUGGAAAACUUGGCAAGAAAGCAAAGCUCUUUGCUCUUCCCUGGAUUCCAGAUUUCUUAAGAUAGAGAGUAAGGAAGAGCUGGGUUUCAUAAUAAGCUCAGCACAGUCUUAUAGUUCCUAUUCUUUCUGGAUUGCCUUAUCCCGCAAAGGAGCUGAUGGGUCCUGGUUAUGGGAGGAUGGUACAGCUUUCUCCACUGACUUGUUUUGGAUCCCAGAAGCCAGUUCCAGUCUUUACCCGAUCUGUGUGUCAAUUCAAGGUGCAAAUGUUAACGCUGCGGCGUGUGGGUCAUACAAGUUCUGCAUUUGUGAGAAAGUGGCUAAUUCAGUGGGGACUGCCUGACUGGGCUUAUCAGCCAGACGUGGGGUGCAGAUCUCCAAAGAAAGACACAUCCAGAGAUGCUGCUAUAUGGAGUCGUCUCUGCCCCUGGGGUUUGUGACAAAGAAAAGACAGGUGUGCAGUUCGAGCUCACUUGUCAAGAUUAAUUUUAGGGAUCACCAAAGUUGUACUUUAUCGUCUUCUGACACACACUAGCCAGUCCUUUAGAUUCACCCUUGAGCCUUCCUCCAGCAGCUCCUUUCCAGCUCUUCUUCACUCAACAGUACUGUCAACCCUCACUCUCUCCUGUUUCUCACUGAGCCCCACCAGACUCUAGUCUCAAUGCCUACCCUUUGCUGAUACUUGCUCGGAGAAGGAGGGAUAGCCUGAGUAACUGACCCAAACGUAUUACAAAAUCAGAUAGAAAACCACAGGGAAAGAUGUAGAGCUAUGCUAUGUAUAGAGAACUGAAACACAGAAGGUGAGAAUGUCCCCCAGUGCUCCCUGCUGAUACACCAAAGGAUCAGUUUGUAUGAGGCCCAGUCAAUUUCUGUAGAGUACAAGCUUUCAUUUGAAACAAAAUUAAGGGAGAGAUUUUCCAAGUGAAGUAACUUCAAUGAAAGCAGAGUUAGGCCAACCCUGAGUUGUCCUGAAUUUAAAAAUAAAAACACUCCUUAGGCACUCAGUGUUGUCAACUCUCAUGAUUUUAUGGUGAGUCUGGCAAUAUUUGAUAUCUGGCCCUGGCCAUUGGAAUCAAGAGAUUGCAACAGAAUCUCAGCUUUAAUUUUAAAAAAGAGUAAGUUUCUAGCCCUCAUGAUUACAGAGAAAAGCUUGAAAACAUGACCAGAGUUCACCCUAAAGGCUUAAAAACCAGAAAGCAAAUACAAAGAACCCAAAAUUUAUUUUAAAAAAUCUCAUGGUUUUUGAGCAAAUCCCAUGAUUUUGAAGGCCUGACUCAUGACUUUUGAAAGCCUGGGGUAGGCAAUACCAGUAUAAAUGAGCUAUUUUUGUGCUGCUUCUGGUGAUGACAGAAGAAAUGCAGUAUCCA
Molecule: messenger RNA, 1818 nt
Organism: Chrysemys picta bellii (western painted turtle)
Lineage: Eukaryota; Metazoa; Chordata; Testudines; Emydidae
Source: RefSeq, a predicted model, not a curated record